Molecule: messenger RNA, 1477 nt
Organism: Triticum aestivum (bread wheat)
Lineage: Eukaryota; Viridiplantae; Streptophyta; Magnoliopsida; Poales; Poaceae
Product: red chlorophyll catabolite reductase 1, chloroplastic
Exons: 2
Coding region: 16-1275 (419 amino acids)
Biological process (GO): chlorophyll catabolic process
Cellular component (GO): chloroplast
Molecular function (GO): red chlorophyll catabolite reductase activity
Source: RefSeq, a predicted model, not a curated record
AGAAGCGCCGCCGCCAUGGCCGCCCUGUCGCCGGUGGCCGGCCUCACUCUCGUCGAGGAAGAGCAGAGGAGGACACGAGAGAGCUUCCCCCCGGCAACGAGGAAACGUUAUCCUGAUAGCACGGCACGGUUACACGCCUACUCCACGCCACGGACACGCGGUGACUCGUUGGCAUUCACCCUGCCCCACCUUCCUUCUCUGCCCAUCCAGUGGCUGGAGACCGCACACCUCUGCUUACUACUCCUAUUCCACGCCUCGUCGCUGUCCGCGCGGUCGCUUGCCAUGCUGCUCCGGCCAGAGCACCGCCUCCGCUCGCCGCCAGCGACCGCGCCCGCCCCUUCCCGAGCCUCCAUUUCCGUCUCCGCGCCGGCGCGCCCUGCCGUCUCCCGCCUCCCUCGCGGCGCGCUCCGGCUCCCCCGCGCGGCUUCUCCGCUCAGGGGCAAAGCGUCGAGCGCCGUGCGCGCGUCGGCCGGACCGGCGGGCAUGCCGUCCGUGGCGCACCGGGAGGUGGCGCGGGCCGUGGCGGGAGAGGCGGAGGCGCGGCUGGGCGACCGGCUGCUGCCCUCGGCCGUCCCCGCCGACGUCGCCGAGUUCCGCAACGGCGACGGCACCGCCCUCGGCUCCCUGGACGUGCGCCGCGGCGCGCCCGGCUCCUCGAUCGAUUUCAUGCUGCAGUCGUCGCUUCACUGCAAAGUCCCGAACGGUGCAAUCGACAUCACGUCUCUCUUCAUUAACCUAAACGCCUCGACGGACGCGCCACAUUUCGUCAUGGAGUUCAUACAGGGCAGCCCAACUUCAAUGGUCGUGCUUCUGGACCUGCUGCCACGGAAAGACCUCGCGCUCCACCCGGAGUACAUCGAGAAGUACUAUGGAAAUACUGAGGCGGACAAGCAACGCAAGAUCAUCGAAGAAUUGCCGCAAGCCCGCCCGUACCUUUCGCCGUCCCUCUUCGUGCGCAGCGCAUUCUCUCCCACGGCGGUGUUCUUCACCAUUGACUGUGGGCAAGGAGGGGAGAGUGUCUUGGAGGAGAUAGUGCAUGGUCAUCUGGCGUCUGUUGUUAAGGGUCUUCUUCAGAUAUGGCUUGGUACUUGCGCCGGUGACACCUCUGAAGUGGACGAGGGCGAGAGGGAGAUCAUGGUUAAGAGGGACCGGACUGUAAGAUCAAAGUCGAUCGAGGUCGACCUGACCGCGAAUUUGCCGAGGAUGUUUGGCCCCGACGUGUCCGGCCGUGUCAUCGCCGAAAUUCGUAAGGCCUUUGGGGUGGAGGAGGCCUAGCAUUCAGAAGUAGAAAUGUGACUUUAGAUUACAAGCCAAUGGGAAUGGAAAUAGUUAUUUGGUGGAAAAUGUUUCUAAUCUGUAAUCCGUCUUGUCAGAAUCACUGAACUGAAUGGUGUGAUGAUGAUUUGCCAACAAGAUGCAUUAUCUCCAUCAUUUUUGUGUGUGUAUGAAACGACCCUUGAGGCCUCACAUUUGGUGA